GAGUUGCUGCUCUGUGCACAAACCAACUUCUACAAGCUUCUAUUUAUUGCGGUCACCAGAGUUUUCUCCAGUUCACCUCCAGACACCAUUGUGCUUGUUCACUGACCUUGAUUUUGAACUCGACUUGCUGAAGUCGUUUAUUCUGUCCACGUGCAUCUAACACAACACAGUCAGUCCUGCAUCAAACUUUUUUGUGUGGUUUCUAAACGGAAGAUCUGAAGUCGGUGGAAAUACAAAUUCGGAGAAAAAACUGUCGAGUGCCACGUUGUAUCUGAAGGAACGUACUUACCUGUGCCUUAGGCAAACCCUGAACUCAGAAACGAUGGGUCAUUUUUCACCGUCUAUCAGUGCACAGUGCGUGUGCACGUGUACGUCGCCUGUCAGCCUCCAUCCCACGCUGAGGAUAAACCAAGAAAACGAGGAGGACGAGACAAGACAGCAGCGGAAUCCACAGCAGCAGCAUCAGCCGCAACCCCACGAAGUGCCGUCCCACGCCGCCUCCUGCAUGAGGCUGAAUGACACCCCCACAGCCAAUCUAGCCCAGCGGAGACUCAGCCGAACCGUCAACCCGCAAAUCAUGGCCACCUACCAGCCCACGACCACGCAAACAGAGAGACUGUCCCCCGACAACGAGGAGAAUGUCGUCGAGCAGACGGAGUCAAUAGUGAGAAACUACAUGUAUAUCAGAUACCAGACUGAUAUGCAGUCGGAGGAGAGCGAGUUGUCCAUUGCCACGCCAAGGAUACCAGAGUUCCGGUGCUUCACAGCAAAUCCCCUCAGCCCCACGUCACAGGUCGGACGACGGCUGGCGGAAAUCGGCGACCAGAUCAACUCCCAGUACCAGUGCGAAUUUAGCGAGAUGAUAAGCCAGCUCCGCAUCACGCCCGCCACGGCCUACGAGGCGUUUGCCGGGGUUGCUAGAAGACUAUUCACCCAAGGCAUCAACUGGGGGAGAAUAGCGGCCCUAUUGUCUUUCGGCUACCAGGUGGCACUGAGCGUCAAGGCUGGCAUUGGCGAGUUCAUCAGCAAGAUCAUCAACAGCAUCGUCAAGUUCAUUUGUACCGAGAAGAUUGCGCAUUGGAUAUCGGAGCAAGGUGGAUGGCGUGCUGCCCUCAGCUACAAGUUUGAGACUUCAGAAAGCCUCAGGUUAUUUUUUGCAAUCAGCGUGGCAGCAGCAGCAACAGCAGGCCUCAUGUACUGGCUAGGACGUCGGUGAAACCUGCCUCCUCUCCACGACUUUUAUCAUCAUCCAUCGACGUCAAUGAACACAUGCGAAAGUACUAAGGGGCUUCUGGGAGAAUUCUGCCCCACUGGCUCAACGCCUUUGACGGAAUAUUUGUACAGAAAAAAGACUGUACCAGCAGUGAAUGCACAGAACAAUGGACAGCUGCGUGUUAUUGAAAACUCGGUUGUGCUUGAGUUUGAUGACGGCUGAAACACGACAGUGCGAUAAGCGAAGUCCGAUUCACAUAGUGAAAAACUACAAGCAUCUUCAAAGCCAGAUUAGGAAGUGGGUCUCCAACACUUCAGAAUAAUGUAAAAACCGACAGUUACCACAUAGCUGUCUGCACACUCAAUUUGGCCAACUCGUAUAUCAAAGUGAGUUGAACCUCAUAGACCUUUGUGCAGGGAGGCGGAGUCCGAGGGCAAUGGCUUUGUAUUGCGUGGAUCCAUUGUUACUAAAUUAUAAUAACAAAGCACGGCCUCUGAGAUCCAUGCAACGAUUGGACAAAAAGCUGUCACGUGACUGAUGGCUUUUUCUUGCUGCACUCAUGUCAAUAUCAUUACAGCAUAAAUCUAAACUUGUCCUUAUCCCUACCAAGUUUCAAGAACGCUGUUUUUUUUUUGCAGUUGAAUUUAGGGGGAAAAUGUAAAUGUAGGAAAAAAAUGGCAAGGUAUCUACAAUGCUAUUGGUUUUUUAACACUAUAAAUCUAAACUUAUCUAUAUCUAUACAAAUUUUCAAGGAUGCUGUUUCUUUGCAGUUGAAUUGUGGGGGAAAAUGUAAACGUUUGUGGAAAAAAUGGCAACAUAUCCACAAUCCUAUUUUUUUUUUAAAUUAAUGAAACGGAUCCGAAUAUACACUUGUAGAUUUCCAGUUUUUCAUUGGGCUCAACUUUGUGUGCAGACAGCAAUCAGAAAAGUAAAAGUUCAUGAAUAAUAGAUUGAUUUUGUUCAUAUUUUUUUUUUUUAAAGGAAAGACCUACGUACGUUGUGUAUACAAAAUGUAAAACUGUACAGAACCUGUAAAAAUAAUUGGGUUAUCUUGUUCUUUUACCUGGUUUUGCGACAAGGCAGGAGAACUUUUUAAAUGAACAAGAAAAAAACAAGAUCCAAGCAAAACAGAUUUUUUAUUUCAAAAUUCAAGUUCAACAUUUUUUGAAAACUUGAUUUUUUGGGGCAUCGUAAAAAGAAAAUGUCAGACACGACAUUUGAAAGAAACAAUUCCAUUUGUCAGAAAUUUAAUAAAUCCUGCUGUGAAAUCAGAUUGCACAUGAACAAUACACAGUUGAGCCACAGAUGUCUAGUCUUAUUUCGCUAAAAUCGCAACGAAUAAUACCUUUAACCAUUUAAGGGUCGGAAUAUUAUCAACAUAUAGUCCAUGCGCUCCUAUACAUCUCUUGCAUGUGGAUUCAGUGUUGAAAUAUUUUGUCACCAACUGCCUGCUGCUUAAGUUAAUGCUGUAUUUAUUUUACGUGUGUGAUUAUACUCAUUCAUAAUAAUAAUACCUUAAAUGACGGGAUGGACGUGUCACUUUCGAAUUGACUUUGUAAUUAAUUUACACUAAAGACACGUACAUGUUAUCUAUAGUACUCCUGUUUUAAUGAAAUAUCCAGACCGUUUGUUGAGUCCAUUGUUUAUAAAGUACUUGAGUCUGAUGUGUUAACGGUAUCAUUAGGUAAAUUGAAAUUUUCCUUAAAGAGUCAGAUUUUAUAAAAAAUGUCAGUAUAACUCAUCCACCAAGUGAAUCACUGAAGCACUGUUGAUGGUAUGCUGCAUCGUAUUAAAGUUAAUAUACAACAUUUGCUUUUGCUGUAAUUUUCAGAAAUGGACGUUUCGGGGGUUGGUAUUUUAUAGCAAAUAUCGUUCCACUGACCUGUUUAACGUUUUGUGUUGAUGAAUGCCGGAAAAUCAAGAAGAAAAAUAAAACAUAGUCUGGUUCCCUGACCCAAUGCUUCAGACGAAAUGCAACAAUUUAUAGACGUCUGGGAAUUGUCAAGUCAGGGAACCAGACUCUGUGGCUUGUGCCGUUCAUGGAUAUAUAACCCAUUGCAAAAAAAUGUGGACUGACUAAAUUCAGUCAAUUGGGGCAGUAUUUGAAAACAGGUUUUUUUUAUUCCAAUGAUGGCUGGGCCGAACCAUCGUUAAAAAAUGACACAAAAUUCCACUUUCCUUGAAAGUUACAGUAUACCAGGCGAAACGAUUCCACAAGAUGCUCGAGACUGUUAUUCACUUACAGUGCAUGUAUUUCAUAAUACUUGUAAUGUGGUGGUUACCGUUUUCAAUGUUUGCAAAUGUUGUAUGUUACCUUUAAACUAUGUUGCCGCAAUAAUAUAAGCACAGUAAAGUCAGUGCUGUUGAAGAUUAUUUUGGCCCAAGCUGAGCUUGAAAAGCCAGAAAUUGUCAAGCUCCUAUAAAAUGUUUACAUUAUGGUACCAUAAACAACACCUUUUGAUUUGUGUGUGUGUACACGCCUCUACCUUGACUAUAAUGGACCUAAUUGUGACCUCUCUUGAUCGCAUUUCUCGCCAAGAUUGUUUUUGUACCACCCUUGCACCCCAAACUCCCAAAUUAUUGAUUAGCCUUCGAAAAAAUAGUCUUUGAAUUGAAUUUAGUGUUAAAAUCAUUAAGAGGAAAUUGGUACAAGUAUCGUGGUGUACUGUCCAGAAAUUUAUUGAAGUGAGCAUUUUUUUUUGUACGGCAACUAAAACUUGAACAGAUUAAUUAUCUUUUGUCUAAACUGAACAGAUGCUGCAUUUGGUACUGAAGUAUUGUUGAUGCAUCCAAAUUUUGUCAACAAAGUUUGUCUGGUUGUUGAGUUGUAAUUAUUUUUGGCUAAUCUAGUGAAACGUCAUUGUACGUGUACAUUUCCUUGUCAUAUAUGAAUUGCGUAUGGAGCAUUUGAUGCCUUGCAGAACGGUAGCCUGGCUGAUCAGAAAUCUUUAUUUAAUCAGAUAUUCCAAGAGUAUCACUAUGAAUGGUGCAAGGAUGGAAGCUAGGCUAUUUUGUUCUCAGUUUGUGAUAAUCUCUGUAAACUGUACGUGUAUAUUAUGGUUGUUUUCUUUUCUCUCUUUGAUUUCACCAAAUGUCAAUAAAUUUGAUAAUGUACAAAUGAAAACGAUAAA
Molecule: messenger RNA, 4344 nt
Organism: Patiria miniata (bat star)
Lineage: Eukaryota; Metazoa; Echinodermata; Asteroidea; Valvatida; Asterinidae
Product: bcl-2 homologous antagonist/killer-like
Exons: 5
Coding region: 323-1216 (297 amino acids)
Biological process (GO): extrinsic apoptotic signaling pathway in absence of ligand; intrinsic apoptotic signaling pathway in response to DNA damage; regulation of apoptotic process
Cellular component (GO): mitochondrial outer membrane
Molecular function (GO): protein heterodimerization activity; protein homodimerization activity
Source: RefSeq, a predicted model, not a curated record